Maniola jurtina (meadow brown) is the source of this 860-nucleotide messenger RNA. RefSeq lists its product as uncharacterized. The record is from RefSeq and is a predicted model, not a curated record. NCBI's taxonomy places the organism in Eukaryota, Metazoa, Arthropoda, Insecta, Lepidoptera, Nymphalidae. Bases 251 to 715 code for a protein of 154 amino acids. The transcript has a single exon.
UAAAAACGAAUUCGCGCAAUUUUUAGAACGCUGUAGUUCUGACAUUAUUGAAUACGCAAAUCAACAAAAAAUUUAAUUUAAAUUCAUAGUGCCGUAUGCCAGCCACUUUGGUGGACUGUGGGAACGUGGAGUACAGUCGUGCAAGUACCACCUUCGCCGCGUGGUCGGUAACGCGCAUCUCACAUACGAAGAGUUCAGCACAGUAUUAGCACAAGUUGAAGCUGUCCUGAAUUCUCGUCCCCUCUCCCCAAUGUCUUCCGAUCCUAACGACUUCCUUCCUCUAAGUCCUGCUCAUUUUCUGGUUGGCCGUACGCUCACCGCACCUGCCUACGACAACCUGGUGGAGACGCCCAAGCAUAGACUCGAUCGGUACCACAGGGUGGAGCAAAUUCGACAACACUUUUGGAGACGCUGGUCGAAAGAAUACGUAUCCGAGCUGCAAACACGGACGAAGUGGAGACAAAACACGCAAGACCUCAAACCCAACACUAUGGUCAUCAUCAAAGAGGACAACUUCCCGCCGUUGAAAUGGCAUCUCGGACGAGUCAUCAGAAACAUACCUGGGAAGGAUGGACUCUCAAGAGUCGCGGAAAUACAAACUGCAUCCGGGCUUGUGAGGCGAGCUUAUGCAAAGAUCUGCCCAUUAGUCGACCCUGAUGAGGACAGUCUUGGAAGCCAAGAGCUCCAAGGCCGGGGGCAUGUUGCGGCGUCGUAGAUCGGAACGCUGACCGCGGGCGUGGGCCAACCUGAUUGGUCCACGUAGCUGUGUCGUCGACUUUUUCAAAACGUCAAUUCAAAUGGACAUUCGACAUUCGCUUUUCGUUUUAUAUAACAUCGUUGUUUUCAAAAUCGUAUAUUGU